Messenger RNA from Manis javanica (Malayan pangolin), 2953 nucleotides. NCBI's taxonomy places the organism in Eukaryota, Metazoa, Chordata, Mammalia, Pholidota, Manidae. The record is from RefSeq and is a predicted model, not a curated record.
AUGGUGCCCCUUUGCGCCUUGCCCGGGCUUCCUCUGUCUGUGCCAGGAAGCUGUAUGCCGGUGGCAGCCUCUGGGUGUGGCCUGGGUAGCUGUGUGCUUGGACGAGACUCUGGGCGGUUGCUUACUUUAUUAUCCAUUUCAGAAAUUGUUAAAAACCUGAUUAUGAAAGAGAAUUCACCUAGAAUACCUGAAGCAAUUGAUAGACUCUUCAUGGACAUAGCAAAUGUCAACAGGGAGUCUAUGGCUGAAAUACAGGAUGCUCAGGUUGAAGAAAUGGCAAUAAACCUGUGGAACUGGGCAGUAACCAAGAAAGUAGGGUCGGUUAUAAGUGAAGAGCAAAAGGCUAAAUUACAGCAUGUUGCUUGCAAGUUGGUGUGUAUGUGUGAAGGCUCAGCUGCUUCAGAAGAAUUUAUUAAAAGACACAUUUUGAUGAAUAUGAAAACAGGAAAAGGAUGGGUGGAAGUUGGAAAUGCUGUGAUCGCUGAUGAAUUUUUUCAAGCUGCCAUGGCUGGUCUGGAGCAAUUAUACGUCCGAUUAAUGCAGAGUUGCUCCACUGAAGCCUAUGCGACUAUGCAGAAGAUAGUUGUGGAGAGGGACCUUCUCAAAGUGCUUUCUUACCAAGCAGAGUCGGCAAUUGCUCAAGGGGAUUUUCCAAGAGCAUCUACAUGUGUACUGCGUUGUAAAGAUAUGUUGUUGAGGCUCCCCAAAAUGACUGGAUAUCUUCAUAUUCUCUGUUACAACUUUGGACUACAAACAUACAAUCAGAAUAAAUAUGAAGAAAGUUCUUUCUGGCUUAGCCAGAGUUAUGAUAUUGGGAAGAUGGAUAAGAAUUCUGUUGUGCCAGAAAUGCUGGCUAAAGUUCUACGGUUACUAGCCACCACUUAUUUGGAUUGGGACAACAGAGAAUAUCGUGAUAAGGCUCUCAGCACUAUAAACCUAGCAAACAAGGAACAUUUAAAUCCAGCUGGGCUUUUCUUAAAGAUGAGAAUCCUCUUGAAGGACAAAACAGCUAAUGAAGAACUGUUGGAAGCUGUCAUGGAAAUACUACAUCUUGACAUGUCUUUAGAAUUCUGUCUGAACAUUGCUAAACUGCUGAUGGAUCAUGAAAGAGAAACUGCUGGGUUUUAUUUCCUGGAGCGUAUCUGUGAACAUUUUAAGUCAUCAGAAAGUAUUGGAAGAGCUUUACUGUUCCACAUUGACAUGCUUUUACAAAGGAAUGAAGUACUGCUUGCCGAGGAGAAGAUUGGAGAAAUCAUCACAGGUCACCAAACAGGAAGACAACUGACAACAGAAUUAGUACACUAUUUACACAGCAUUCUGUGGGGAAAAGCUGCCAGAAGUUUUGAGGUUCAAAAUUAUGCCGAUGCUCUACACUGGUACUAUUAUUCUCUGAGAUUUUAUGCACAUGAUCAGGCGGAUCCAGAAUUGGCAAAGCUGCAUAGGAACAUGGCUUCCUGUUUCCUGCAUUUGGAACAACUUGAUAAGGCUAAAGAAGCAAUGUCAGAAGCUGAAUUACAUGAUCCUGCAAAUAUUUUCACUCAAUUUUAUAUAUUCCAGAUUGCAGUCUUAGAAGGCAACUCUGACAGAGCUUUGCAGGCAAUUACUGCUUUCGAGGAUUUCUUAACAGCUAAAGAACCAGGAAAGAAGGGCCUAUUUGUAGAAAGAGAUUCACCUGUCAUGCUCCUCGGUUUAGCUGCCCAGUUUGCUCUAGAGAAUGAACAAAAAACUGUGGCAGAAAAAGCUUUGGAAUGUUUUGCUCAAUACUCAGAAGAUGCACAAGCAACUCUUGCAGCUUUAAAGUGUUUCUUUCGUCUUGCUGUUGCAAAAGUUUCUCAAAUGCCAGAAUCUGAAAACAAAAAGAAAGAAAUGGGUAGACUUUUGACUUGCUUGAAUAUAGCACUCCCGAAUCUUACUCAGAUUUUUGAUGGAGAAGCCUGGGCUUCAGACGCAAAGAUUAAUGAAGCUCACUGGUUUCGAAAAAUAGCUUGGAACUUGGCUGUACAAUGUGACAGAGACCGAGUGACAAUGAGAGAGUUUUUCAUACUUUCUUAUAAGCUGUCCCAGUUUUGUCCUUCCAAUCAAAUAAUUCUGACUGCACAGAAAACAUGUUUACUUAUGGCAGCUGCAGUUGAUAUAGAGCAAGGGAGAAAUGCUUCAACAACUUUGGAACAGGUAAUGUUCCUGAGUCGUGCACUAGAGCAGAUCUGUAAAUGCAGAGAGAUCUGGAAUCUCCUGAAAGAAGCAGGGGAUUUCUCAAAUGAUAUAUAUGAGAAGUUGCUUCUGCUGUAUGAGUUUGAAGUUAAAUCCAAAACGAAUGAUCCAUUCCUGGACAGCUUCCUAGAAUCAGUGUGGGACCUGCCUCAUUUAGAAAGUAAAACAUUUGAAACAAUUGCAGGAUUAGCAAUGGAAAUGCCUGCACACUAUCCUACCAUCGCUCUAAAGGCCUUGAAAAGGGCUUUAUUGCUCCACAAAAAGAAAGAACCAAUUGAUGUUUUGAAAUACAGCAAAUGUGUGCACCGUUUGAUCAACCUCUUGGUGCCAGAUGGGGUGCCAAAUGCAGAACUGUGUCCCCUGGAAGAAGUUUGGGGCUAUUUUGAAGAUGCUCUGAGACUUAUUCGCCACACUGAAGGUUACCCAGAAAUGGAGGUUCUCUGGCUGAUGAUUAGGUCCUGGAAUACUGGGAUAUUUAUGUAUCACAGUAGCAAGUAUGUAUCUGCUGAAAAAUGGUGUGACCUGGCACUUCGCUUCCUGGACCAUCUUGGCUCCCUCAAGAGAAGCUAUGAAAUUCGGAUGAAUGUUCUGUAUAAUGAGCUUACAGAAGCACUAGAAAAAAUCAAGGACUAACUUUUUAUCAAAGAAUAAGAAUUGCCAGAAGAAGGCCCAUAACCAUAUGCAAGCAAGCUGACAACAACUCAAAGAAUAUUAUGGGCCUGCAAUUGUUGAACAUUUAAAU